AUGAUGUCUUCUUUGUCGGAAAAAUUACCACCAGGUUUUGUCUAUUUACAUGAAAUCAUACCUGACAUUCAAGUUAGUUUACGGUAUGCAACUGAAGAAAAUUUCGUAGGAUGUAUUGUUAAUGGUUACUACACAAAUGUAUCGAUUAUGACAGAAACAGCUGCAUUAGCUUUAAAACAAGCACAACAAUUGGCUAAGGAACAUGGUUAUCAAUUAGUUAUUUAUGAUAGUUAUCGUCCACAGAAAAGUGUUGAUCACUUUAUUAAGUGGAGUGAAGAUCCGAAUGAUUCUCAAAUAAAAAAAGAUCACUAUUAUCCUCGUAUCAAUAAAGAAGAUGCAUUUGAUUUGGGAUAUAUUGCUAAAAAAUCUGGCCAUACAAGAGGAAGUACAAUUGAUUUAACUCUAAUUCAAAUUGGAAAAUGUUUAUUAAAUCCUUUAGUACCAAUAAAAAGAGUUCUAAACGAUAAUUCAACUAUUUUAUUUUUAGACGAUGGAACUGUUGAUAUGGGUUCCUCAUUUGAUUUACUUGAUGAAGCAUCGCAUACAAAUAGUACACUUGUUAAUAAAGAUCAUCAACAAAUGAGAAUGUUGUUCAAAGAUUUAAUGGAAAAAGUUGGCUUUAUUAAUUAUGAAAGAGAAUGGUGGCAUUAUACACUUAAAAAUGAACCAUUUCCAGAUAGCUAUUUUAAUUUUGAUGUGAAAUCAUCUUAUUUACCAUCUUAA
Molecule: messenger RNA, 723 nt
Organism: Rotaria socialis
Lineage: Eukaryota; Metazoa; Rotifera; Eurotatoria; Philodinida; Philodinidae
Source: the annotation of a GenBank genome assembly